UCCUACUUCGGGCAGCUGCCCUCCUCUAACACUGGUUUUUAGUGGUGCAUGCACUAUUUAAACAACUCUUAACUUUCUCAGUCUUCAACCGAUUUUCUUACGGUUUGUAAUAAGGCAAACCGUUUGUAAACCUGUUAAUAUUUCAUCGAGUUAUAAGUAUUUUUAUUUGAGCCGUGCACUCACCCUCAGCUAGAGAACGGUUACUGUCCGAAGUAAGAUGGCCGCCGUGUAAGGAUGUAGCUAAUAGCUGCUGGAAAUCUCGUAGCUUUCCGUGACUGGCUGCCACAGCCACGAUUUGAGCCUGCUGUCUCGUGAGAAUGUUCAACAAGAAGCCCCGGAGAAACUUUCGGCAGAGGAAAGAGAGCUCCAGUGACAACGAGGAGGAGCGAAAGAACAAUGGAGAAGGAGAGGAAAGCGAGAAGGUCCCUUCAGCCGUAAAUAAACCUCUUAAAUCGGCGCAGGGCCGCGGCAUCUCUGCUAGCUCCAAGCGAGCAACGCCUCCACCUUCGGAUAGCAGUGACGGAGAAGAACGGGAGGAAUUAACAGAAGGAGAGGAGCAAGAUGAGCCAAAGAAAACCAAAACAUUAGUUCUUAGUUUUUCUGACGACAAAGAAGUUGAAGAAUCCACUUUUAAACUGAAGAGGUCGUCUGAUAAAGCUGUGUUGUUUCAUGUGAGGAAGAAAGAGGCUCCCCCUGCCAGGACCAACAAAGCCUCGGGAGUUGGUGUCCCAUCAGGUAGUUCUCCCAGGCAUGAUUAUAGCAGUGAGGCUUCACCACAGUCUCUGCAUCACGAUGACAACAAUAGUGGUGAUGAAGAUGAUGCCAAAUCUCCAUCCUCUGACUCAGACUCCAGCAGUUCUGCUACAAAACCAAUAGUUAUACCCAAAGCUGAGGAAAUCCAUGCUGCCAGGAAGAAGCGUCGUGCUGCCCGAGCCCAGAAGGAGUUCAUUUCACUGGAUAGAGAUGGUCGUAGCUCAACUGGCAGCACCCCGAGUCACUAUAGUAGAGAUGAUGAAGAAGAUCAAAUCGAUAAUGAUGACGAUGAUCCGGAUGACCACGAGAAACGAAUUGAAUUCGCUCCACAAAUGAAAAGCAUCAGGGAAAGGAUUGCUGAGCAACUAGGAGGCAGUGAUGAAAGUCUCUCAGGCACUGAUGAAGAAGAGCAGGAUCUUUGGGAGCAGACUCAAAUAGAAAAAGGAUUCAAGAGGCGACCAGGGGAGCAAAGCCCAUCUGGCAGUGAAUCCAGCAGCAGCAGCAUCAUCAUCAACAGGCGAGACCAAGGAAGACAGAAGAAGAGACCAGCGGGGCUCAAAAUCCCAAAGACUCUUGCUCCUGUCUCCGUGUCGAUGGUUAAGAGAAGAAUCACUGGAAAACUGGACUCCUUGAAGGAGGUGCACCGAGCGAGGCAGGCCGAGCUGAGGAGGAUGGCGGGUGACGCUGAGAACGCUAAAUCUUCUGUGGAGAUCCUGGAGGAAAGUUCAUCAGAGAGUCAGCUCAAGUUUUACAGAAACAUGACCCUUUACGUUCACAACCUCGUCGAGUGUCUGCAGGAAAAGAUUGUUGAAGUCAACUCUUUGGAAGUGGAGAUGCACACUCUGCUGUCUGACCAGAGGGAGGCGCUGUUGGUUCAGAGACGAAAGAGGAUUCAGGCUCGGGCUGAGCGCCUGCAGCAGCUCAGCUAUAAAUCAGAUGAGCAGAGCAGCGGCUCGCCUAGUGAGACAAAAACACAGUGUGAAACCGACACAGCUGAAAAGACAGAUGAAGACUUUGAUUUAUACAGAGACCCUGAACUUUCUUCAGAAGAAGAGGAGCAGAUGCAGAAAGCAAUAGCUGAUAUCCAGUCUAGGUCCCAGCUGGUCUUUUCUGAUGUCCAAGACGACUUCUGCGAUGUUAAAAAGAUUCUGUCUCGCUUUGAAGAAUGGAGAAGAUCUUAUUCAGAGUCCUACCACAAUGCCUACAUCUCUCUGUGUCUGCCCAAGCUGCUGAAUCCCAUCAUUAGACAUCAGCUGCUGGCAUGGAACCCUUUAAAAGACACCAAUGGAGACUUUGAAAACCUCCCAUGGUUCACAGCAGUGGAGACAUUUUGUCAUGGCCAUGACCACGAGGAGCUGGAGCAGACAGACAGGCAGACGCUCUCUAAUGUCAUCGAAAAAUCCCUCCUGCCUAAAAUAACCGCGUUCGUGGAGCUGGUGUGGGACCCCAUGUCUGACCAACAGUCGUCCUGUCUGUCUGAUGUUUGUCACCGACUGAAGGAGGAUUAUUCCAUCUUUGAAGGAGAGCAGAGUAAACCGGUUAAGGGCUUCAUUGAGGCUGUGAUCCAGAGCCUGAGGAGCUGUGUGGAUGAAGAUGUCUUUAUUCCUCUGUAUCCUAAAAAACUUUUAGAGGAAAGCUCGUCUCCUCAGUGCCGUUUCAGGGACGAGCAGUUCUGGACAGCUGUGAAACUGCUAAGGAACAUGGGAAAGUGGGAUCUGCUGCUUCCCGAGUCUGUUUUAAAAGAAAUAAUGUUGGACAAACUUCUGAACCGCUACCUGAUGAUCACAUUGUGCAGUCAGACGCUCUCCGGCAGUAGUGCUGCCUCCGCAUGCCAAAAGAUUGCAGAAUGUCUGCCUGUUCUGUGGUUUGAAGGAGAAACUGUUUGUCCGCCUCAGCUUCAGAGUUUCAGAAACUACCUAGUACAGAAAGUGCACAGCAUCUGCAAACAGCAGCCUCCCCAGGACCCAAACACCAGGUCUGCAGUGGUUGAACAACUGAAGGUUUUAAGUAGAAUCAGGAGCUACGACGCCAUCAUGGCUUUAACAGGGAAGUACCACUAUGAAGAUAUGGUCUACUCUCACCAGCUGCUGAACCAAGAGACAGUUUGAACCAGAAAUCCUGAAGCAAAACUGGUUCUGACUCAUCAGCCAUGUGUAAAAACGAAAACAUGCACAAACUUUGGAUCAAAAUGUCAAAAGGGGAGAAAAUUUUUAUGUGUUCUUUACAAGAGUAUUUUUAUGAGUUAAUAAAAUGUUCUACUGUA
This is a messenger RNA of Nothobranchius furzeri (turquoise killifish), 3016 nucleotides long. It is a transcript of the gene gcfc2, whose product is annotated as GC-rich sequence DNA-binding factor 2. Gene Ontology annotation, molecular function: DNA binding. Gene Ontology annotation, cellular component: U2-type post-mRNA release spliceosomal complex; nucleus. Lineage: Eukaryota; Metazoa; Chordata; Actinopteri; Cyprinodontiformes; Nothobranchiidae. Gene Ontology annotation, biological process: mRNA splicing, via spliceosome; spliceosomal complex disassembly. The record is from RefSeq and is a predicted model, not a curated record.